Messenger RNA from Drosophila nasuta, 1617 nucleotides. RefSeq names its product putative cytochrome P450 6a21. Bases 16 to 1515 code for a protein of 499 amino acids. The record is from RefSeq and is a predicted model, not a curated record. The transcript is spliced from 2 exons. NCBI's taxonomy places the organism in Eukaryota, Metazoa, Arthropoda, Insecta, Diptera, Drosophilidae. Gene Ontology annotation, molecular function: monooxygenase activity; heme binding; oxidoreductase activity, acting on paired donors, with incorporation or reduction of molecular oxygen.
CGCAGCCGCUUCGACAUGACGUUUUGUUGGCUGAGUCUCGCUCUGUUCUCAGCAGUUCUGUUGCUGCUCUGGCUAUGGAUGCGACACACGUACAGCUACUGGGCGAGACGGGGCGUGUUGCACGACAAACCCGUGAUGCUCUAUGGCAAUUUGUACAGCGUGGGCAGAUCGACAACGGCUCUCGAACCCUUUCGCCGCUUCUACGAGAAGUACAAAGGUCAAGCGCCAUUCGGUGGCUUCUACUUUGCAGUACGCGGAGCUGCAGUGUUGCUCGAUUUGGAACUGGUUAAACUGGUGAUGGUGAAGGAGUUCAACAACUUUGCGCAUCGCGGCAACUACUACAACGAGGAGGAUGAUCCCAUUUCGGCGCAUCUAUUCAAUUUGGAUGGCCGCGAUUGGCGUGAGAUGCGCAACAAACUGACAUCGACAUUCACCUCCUUGAAGAUGCAUCAAAUGCUGCCAACUGUGGUGGAGAUUGCCGAACGCUUUGUGAACGUGGUGCAGCAGCAGGUCGAGGCUAACAAGGGUGCCGAAGAAUCUCCCGUGGAGGUGAAGAAUCUAUUGGCUCGUUUCACUAUCGACGUUAUUGGCAGUUGCGCCUUUGGCCUCGACUGCAACAGUCUCAACAAUCCCGAUGUGGAGUUCUAUCACCUGGGGCACAAAACCUUCAAGGAACGGCGACAUGGUCGUCUGGCCUUUGGCCUCAUUCAAGCCUUUCCCCGGCUGGCUAAAUGGCUGCACAUCAAAAUGGUCAGCGAUGAUGUCAGCGAUUUCUAUAUGCGUGUCGUGCGCGAGACUUUGGAGUAUCGCGACAAGCAUCAGGUGCAACGCAACGACUUUCUCAAUCUGCUCAUGGAGCUGCGCAAUGAACCGAGUGGCGGCUUGACCUUUAAUCAGAUUGCGGCCCAGGCAUUUGUCUUCUUCCUCGGUGGCUUCGAAACCAGUUCUAGUACCAUGGGCUUUGCUUUGCAUCUGCUUGCGCUGCAUCCCGAGGUGCAACAACGUGGCAGAGAGGAAGUGCAACAGGUGCUGGCCAAGCACAAGCAGCUCAACUACGAAGCACUGCGAGAGCUCAAGUACAUCAAGCAAAUCAUUUAUGAAACCCUUCGCAAGUAUUCGAUUGCCUCGAUUCUCAUACGCAAGACACUGGAGGACUUUCAAGUGCCGGGUACGUCAUAUGUUUUGGAAGCUGGUCUCCCAUUGGUUAUACCCGUUGAUGCCAUACAUCAUGAUCCCGAUAUUUACCCCGAACCGGAUAAAUUCGAUCCGGAUCGUUUCACACCCGAAGCCAUCGAACAGCGUCAUUCAGCUGCGUAUUUGGCCUUUGGUGCCGGACCAAGGAAUUGCAUCGGACUGCGCUUUGGUGAAAUGCAAUCUCUGGUGGGAUUGGCUGUGCUGCUCCAGAACUUUAAGUUCUCGCCAGCUAAGGAAACAGAGAUACCACUGCAGAUCAAUAAGACGAGUUUCUUUCUGCAAUCACGUGGCGGUAUUGUGCUUAAUGUGGAGAAGGUCUAACUUCAAACAUUUCCGUAUUAUGUUAUUUACAUACUUAUGUAUUCCCUUUAGCUUUAAGUCUAUGUAUGCUUGAACAAAAUAUAUAUGUGACUAAUCUGUAAA